AUGGAAGAAGGAGGGAAAAGCCAACACUGUGUGAUGGAUGAAUCCCAAGACGGUACGAGCAUUUGGUUUAUGGAAUGUGACCCAUCGAUAAAACCAGUUGUCGAUCAGGUGUUUGAUACCUUGGAAGAUGGCAACGCGUACUACAAGACAUAUGCAUCCGUAAUUGGGUUUGAUGUGCGCAAGAGUUCCGACAUUAAGAACAGGUACGGGAUCAUCCUGAAAAAGAAACUAGUGUGCAAUCGUGAAGGAAGAGACAGUAAAGGAAGGUACGUGGUCAUGAAGUUUGAAGAGGGGCACACCCACUGUUUGUGCGAGGAGAGUUACAAACCUUUCUUGAAAGGGAACAGAAAACUAGAUAUUGGCCACCAACAAUUCAUCGCGAACUGCUCAAAAGUCAAUAUUAGGGCUAGUAAAAGUCAUGACCUGUACGCCGAGAUGGUGGGAGGAGUUGGAAACGUGGGAGCGACACAACAAGACUUCAAGAACUAUAGAAUGGAGAUUUUGGCGUACAUGCAAGGAGGAGAUGCGCAAAUGCUAAUAUCCAAAUACCUCGAUCUCAAAUCGGACUAUGACGAUAUGUAUUUCGAAUACGAGGCAAACGAGAAUGACCAGUUGGCACGUGUUUUCUGGGCAGAUGGUAUGGCUAGAAAGCAGUAUAGUGUUUUCGGAGAUGUUGUGUCAUUUGAUGCUAGGUACAAAACUAACAGGUACAGUCUCGUGUUCGUCCCAUUCACCGGUAUAGACCACCAUAAAAAAUGCGUAACAUUCGUAGCAGCACUGAUUGCGCGUGAGGAUGUCGACUCGUACCGUUGGAUACUAAAGAACUUUAGAAACGCAAUGGGAAGCACACCACCACUCACAAUAACCGACCAAGACCCAGCGAUGAAGGUUGCAAUUGCACAAGAAUUUCCAGAAACUCGCCAUCGUUACUGUAUGUGGCAUAUAAUGGCGAAGGUCAACGAUAAAGUGAGUCCUGAAUUAGCAAAAAAUGAAGCAUUCCGAAGAGAGCUGAAUGAUGUUGUUUGGAAUGACAGCUUGACUACCGCCAAAUUUGAGGUUGCAUGGAAAGCGAUUAUAGAAAUGUUUGGCUUAAUUGAAAAUCCAUGGCUAAACCGCAUGUACGACGAGCGCGCAUCGUGGAUCCCUGCAUCUUUUGAAGGUGUUUUUAUGGGAGGGCUAUUGCGUACAACAUCACGCUCUGAAGCAGAGAACCGGAUUUUCAGAAGCAACACUAGCAAACAUAUUUGUACGGAGAUAUGUGCCGGAUGUUUUGAUUGCCGGGUCCGUGGUGUCACCCCCGGUGAGGCCGGGAACACAUAUGAGGUCGAGGAUGAGCACGAUGUACGAUACACAGUGUUCGUUGAACACGGGACAAGGACGACAACCUGCGAGUGCCGAAUGUACAUCCAGAUUGGACUGUUGUGCAGCCAUGCAUUUGCACGUGGAAACCCCAAAGCACGAGGCACCAAAGAAGAAAGUGACGUGCUGAACACAGUGUACAGGUGCAUAGCCAUGGCGCAAGGAGAUUCCACGAAGCUAAAACAAAUACGCAAUACGCUAACGGAAAUUGAGACCACAUGGUGCAUCGACGGUGAAGACGACGUGGCCGUAGAGAAAGGGAAACGAUCGAUCAAAGAGACAUUUUGUGGUGCCCCCACACCUGACACAAUCACCGUGCAUCCGCCCGCAGUAUCAAGUACCAAAGGGUCAGGAAAACGAAUGAGGACAGCCAAAGAAAUCGCAAUGAAGGAGCAAAAUAAGAAGAAGUGA
Ipomoea nil (Japanese morning glory) is the source of this 1770-nucleotide messenger RNA. RefSeq names its product protein FAR1-RELATED SEQUENCE 5-like. Lineage: Eukaryota; Viridiplantae; Streptophyta; Magnoliopsida; Solanales; Convolvulaceae. Bases 1 to 1770 code for a protein of 589 amino acids. The transcript has 5 exons. Gene Ontology annotation, biological process: regulation of DNA-templated transcription. Gene Ontology annotation, molecular function: zinc ion binding. The record is from RefSeq and is a predicted model, not a curated record.